This is a messenger RNA of Zygosaccharomyces rouxii, 2076 nucleotides long. RefSeq names its product transketolase family protein. Gene Ontology annotation, cellular component: cytosol. The transcript has a single exon. The record is from RefSeq and is a predicted model, not a curated record. The coding region runs from base 1 to 2076 and encodes 691 amino acids. NCBI's taxonomy places the organism in Eukaryota, Fungi, Ascomycota, Saccharomycetes, Saccharomycetales, Saccharomycetaceae. Gene Ontology annotation, molecular function: transketolase activity. Gene Ontology annotation, biological process: pentose-phosphate shunt.
AUGGUAGCUCCUCACGAAUUCAGCAAGAUCGACGAUUUGGCCAUCAGGACCUUGAAAUUGUUGGCUGUUGAUCAGCCAUGUAAUUCAAACUCUGGUCACCCAGGUGCCCCAUUGGCUUUGGCACCAGCAGCACAUGCAUUGUUGAAGGCCACUAACAUCAACCCAAAGAACCCAGACUGGAUCAACAGGGACAGAUUCGUUUUGUCUAACGGUCACGCCUGUGCUCUGCUAUAUGCCCUUCUACAUCUAGUGGGCAACGAUUACUUCAGAAUUGAAGAUUUGAAGCAAUUCAGAAAGUUGAACUCCAGAACACCAGGUCACCCAGAAUUCCAUUUGUCCGGUGUUGAGGUCACCACUGGUCCAUUGGGUCAAGGUAUUGCUAAUGCCGUUGGUAUGGCCAUUGCACAAAAGAACUUUGCUGCUACUUACAACAAGCCAGGUUUCACCAUUUCUGAUAACCACACUUUCGUCUUUGCUGGUGACGGUUGUCUACAAGAAGGUAUUUCUUCUGAAGCCUCCUCCUUGGCCGGUCACUUGCAAUUGGGUAAUUUGAUCAUGGUUUAUGACAACAACAGCAUCACCAUUGAUGGUUCUACCAACUUGUCCUUCACUGAGGACACUAAGAAGAGAUACAAGGCUUACGGUUGGGAAGUCAUCGAUUUGGAUGGCGACUCCGAAAGUCCAGAACUUCUAUUAGGCGCCAUUGAGCAAGCAAAGAAAACCACCGAUAAGCCAACUAUGAUUAGAUUGACUACCAUUAUCGGUCAUGGUUCUUUGAACCAAGGUACUCACGGUGUCCACGGUGCUCCUUUGAAGGCAGACGAUUUGGCUCAAUUGAAGGAGAAGUUGGGCUUUGACCCUAAGCAAUCUUUUGUUGUUCCUCAAGAGGUUUACGACUUCUACAGAAAGACCGUUGCUGAACCAGGUAUUGAAGCUAACGAGAAAUGGGACAAAUUGUUUGCUGAAUACCAAAAGAAAUACCCUGAAGAAGGUAAGGCUCUAGUUAGAAGAUUGAGCGGUGAAUUGCCAGCUGACUGGGAUAAGACCUUGCCAGCUUUCACUCCAAAGGACAAGGCUGUUGCAACCAGAAAGUUGUCUGAAGGUGUCAUUGAGCAAGUUUACAACGCUUUGCCAGAAUUGAUCGGUGGUUCUGCAGAUUUGACUCCAUCUAACUUGACCAGAUGGGUUGAAGCUGAAGAUUUCCAACCACCAUCUUCCGGUUUGGGUUCCUACAAGGGUAGAUACAUCAGAUACGGUGUCAGAGAACACGGUAUGGCUGCUAUCCUAAACGGUAUCUCUGCUUGGGGUGCUAACUACAAGCCAUACGGUGGUACUUUCUUAAACUUUGUAUCUUACGCUUCCGGUGCCGUUAGAUUGUCUGCAUUGUCUGGUCACCCAGUUAUCUAUGUGGCAACUCACGAUUCUAUUGGUGUUGGUGAAGAUGGUCCAACUCACCAACCUAUUGAAACUUUGGCUCACUUCAGAGCUUUGCCAAACAUGCACGUCUGGAGACCUGCUGAUGGUAACGAAGUUUCUGGUGCCUACAAGAACGCCAUUGAAUCCAAGCACACUCCAGCCAUUUUGGCUUUGUCCAGACAAAACUUGCCACAAUUGGAAGGUUCUUGCCGUGUCAAGACUCAAAAGGGUGCUUACGUCCUACAAGAUGUUGAGAAGCCUGACGUUGUUUUGAUCGCCACUGGUUCCGAAGUUUCUUUGAUUGUGGAAUCUGCUAAGGUGUUAGCCGCUAAGGGUAUCAAGGCUCGUAUCGUCUCUGCUCCAUGUUUGGACCUAUUCGACGAACAAUCAGAAGAAUACAGAGUUUCCGUUUUGCCAGACGGUGUUCCAAUCAUGUCUGUUGAAGUUGCUUCUACAGUUGGCUGGGAAAGAUACGCUCACCAAUCCUUCGGUAUCAACAGAUUCGGUGUUUCCGCUCCAUGUCCUGAUGCCUACAAAUACUUCGACUUCGUCCCAGAGGGUGUUGCUUCUAGAGCUGAAAAGACUGUUGCCUUCUACAAGGGUAAGACUCUUUACACCCCAGUUAGAAGAGCAUUUGAAAGCCCUUCCAUUGAAUUUUAA